This is a messenger RNA of Oikopleura dioica, 216 nucleotides long. Lineage: Eukaryota; Metazoa; Chordata; Appendicularia; Copelata; Oikopleuridae. The record is from the annotation of a GenBank genome assembly.
AUGCUUUUGAAACUGAAACAGGUUGCCUACCACGCAUGGCGAUACAGCAAGCGUCCAAGAGGAAUGACAAGGGCUGGCCUUUACGAUCCUACCACAAUCAUGAAUCGCGACUCGCUUAACUACGCGAUGUACGAGGGCUGGUCCAAGAUGGCUUUCUACUUCCUGUCCUUCUUCUACUACCUUUACUCCAUGAUCUACGUCCUGAUCACUUACUAA